UCUAAUCAGGAAAAGUUCAAUGAAAUAUAUGACUGGUGGCACACGGAGAUGCAGGUGAGGAACGUGUCACAGCAGGAGAAGGAACGUGAGAGAAUCAAAGAAGAAGAAAGAAAUAAGAAGGCUAGGGAGGCAGAGGAAUGGAAGAAGGAGAGGCAAAAGUUUCAUAAGGAGAUAGGUCAGCUAUUGGGGGAACAAUUGAAGGAGGUCUGCCGUUCGAUUCAGCCGACUACCGGUGCGAGUAAUCAUAAAGAAGAUGAGAUUGUAAGGUUGAGGCGGGAAUCAGAGGAAUUCCGUAGAAGUAUGGAGGAGAAAAUUGAGAAAUUAACAUUGGAGAACGAGCAGUUGAGAUGUACGAAGGAGGCAACCAAUGAGGGUUACUGUGCCUUAGGCAACAGAUCUGGUGUCAAACGAAGAACCGACGUUCUUGGCGAAGGGGUAGUGGAACCAAACCCGACGACUCAGCGAGAGCAUACCCACCUAUGGAAUCGGCUGAUGCCUCAGACCAAUCUUCGUACUACAUUUGACGAAGUCACAAUCGUAUGCUCUGAGGACGAGGAUGAUGACUCUGCCCCACUAGUCAGGUCUAGUACGAUGAGUAAGAAACGUAAAUACGAGAAUGGGAUCCGAAGAGAUUUACGAGGACAGAAGAAAGUUGAUUUUCUGGAGAUCUGCGCUAAAGAGGGUGUUCAAUUUGCUACGAUCAAGCAAGCUACCGAGGACUUGGUGAAGGUGAGGAUGGAGAAAGCGUUUCCUACCAAACAAGGUGAGUGCAGUCAUGCUUCGGAGGAGGAGGAUGAUUAAGCCAAGACAGGGAAGGGGAAGGAAGGAACCCGCGGUGUGUUACUGGAGGAGAUUGUAGACGAAUAGGGUCUUAUCCCCAGUGCAGAUGCACUCUCGCAGUGCUUAACUAACUAUUAUAGCUCGAGGAUCGAUGCUGUGCUUAUCCGUGAUUCGAAGUCCGAUGGCUUGUUUAGGAUUCUUACUACCAUGCUGAUUUCACGAGGGGAGGUUUCAUGGUUAAUGAAGUUCAAAAGUUAUA
This is a messenger RNA of Chara braunii, 1039 nucleotides long. NCBI's taxonomy places the organism in Eukaryota, Viridiplantae, Streptophyta, Charophyceae, Charales, Characeae. The record is from the annotation of a GenBank genome assembly.